Messenger RNA from Chlorocebus sabaeus (green monkey), 725 nucleotides. The record is from RefSeq and is a predicted model, not a curated record. Lineage: Eukaryota; Metazoa; Chordata; Mammalia; Primates; Cercopithecidae.
CGCGGCCCAAGGCGCGGCGCGAAUUGUGACGCAGGCGUCCGGCGUGCUCCGUGCGCAAGCGCCUUCGGCGGAGAUUAGGUGGUUUCCGGUUCCGCCGUCCUCUUUUUCUUCAGCGAGGCGGCUGAGCUGGUUUGGUGGCGGCGGUCGAGCGGCAGACGCAAACAUGCAGAUCUUUGUGAAGACCCUCACGGGCAAAACCAUCACCCUCGAGGUCGAGCCCAGUGACACCAUUGAGAAUGUCAAAGCCAAAAUUCAAGACAAGGAGGGUAUCCCACCUGACCAGCAGCGUCUGAUAUUUGCUGGCAAACAGCUGGAAGAUGGCCGCACUCUCUCAGACUACAACAUCCAGAAAGAGUCCACCCUGCACCUGGUGUUGCGCCUGCGAGGUGGCAUUAUUGAGCCUUCCCUCCGCCAGCUUGCCCAGAAAUACAACUGCGACAAGAUGAUCUGCCGCAAGUAUGUGUGCUCCGAUGCUUGGGAGGCUGUGGGGGCUGCCACAGUCGGAGUAUGCCCUCAUCUGCCCCUCCUGUCUCUUUGCAGGUGCUAUGCUCGCCUUCACCCUCGUGCUGUCAACUGCCGCAAGAAGAAGUGUGGCCACACCAACAACCUGCGCCCCAAGAAGAAGGUCAAAUAAGGCUCUUCUAUCCUUGAAGGGCAACCUCCUGCCCAGGCCCCGUGGCCCUGGAGCCUCAAUAAAGUGUCCCUUUCGUUGACUGGAGCAGCAA